GUUAGGAAGGUUGGGACUAUAUAUACACACAUACGGAAGAUGUGAGUCUGUUUUUAGAGAGAGAAGCUCAACAAACCGAAAAGCUAGAGAGAGAGAACAUGGAAGCAGAAACGGAGGGUAACGAUUUGAAACCGCCGACUGUCUCCGCCUCCUUGACUGAUGUCGACGGCGGCUCCGUCGCGGUUGAUGGUGGCUCUGCGAUGGUGCUCGACGGCGGGGGAGAUGAGAACAACGGAGGCGGUGGGAAAGUAAAGGGACCCUGGUCGCCAGAGGAAGACGCGGUAUUGUGCGAACUAGUGAGUAAGUUCGGGGCGAGGAAUUGGACGUUGAUCGCCCGAGGAAUCCCUGGGCGUUCUGGCAAGUCGUGCCGCCUUCGGUGGUGUAAUCAGCUUGACCCUGCUGUCAAACGCAAACCAUUCUCCGAUGAAGAAGACCAGAUUAUAAUUUCAGCACAUGCAAUUCAUGGAAACAAAUGGGCCUCCAUUGCAAAAAUGCUCCCUGGCAGAACCGACAACGCAAUCAAGAACCACUGGAACUCUACUCUAAGACGUAGGUUUGCAGCAACAGAUAGGUCUGCAUUACAAUGUGAGAAUACGUGCGAUGACCCGAGUAGUACCGACCGGGUUGGGGCAUCCUCUGAAGAAACCAAAUCAUGUGGUUACAUCAACACACAUAAUAAGCCCUCAGAAGGUGCUUGCGGGGAUUGCAGCCCCAAAGAGACUCCACAUUCCAUCUCCCGCCCUGUCGCUAAAAUAGGCGCUUUUAACAUCUAUAAUCCAUCUCCUGCCCCACGAGGCCUGCUCACCCACCCAUUCUUUUCGGACCCACACUUUGUCACUAACUCAUCUUGCGAGCUUGUGAUUCCUUCACACUGUGGUCACGGUUGCUGUGGGCCCCCAAGGGGUAGUUCUUCUCAAGGAUCAUUGCUUGGGCCUGAGUUCGUUGAGUUUGAGGAACUCCCGCCUGUUUCUAGUCAAGAGCUGGCAGCUAUAACCAAAGAUUUGAACAACGUGGCGUGGAUCAGAAGUAGCCUUGACAAUCGUCCUACUGAAAGGGCCAACGUUAUGCAGCAUUCAAUGCAAAAUGAGCCGCUUUGCCCUGGAGGAGGAGGAGGAGGAAGAAGAAACGAACUAACAGUUUCAAUCCCUCAAAAUGCCUAUGCUACGCUUCAAUUUGCAACCUGAAGUUGACUUCUCAAGUAACAUAUGUGUGGCUUUUCUUAUGUUAGAAGCCUCUUUCCUGGAAGAGGAUUGGGGCGGAAUUUUGUAAUGUGUAUCUAUUUUUAACUUCGUCCGGUUACUUCAAAUGUUCAAUAUUCACCCAGGAGAACAUUUUCACCUGUACUUAGCCGGAGCUCGUUUUGUGGGAUAUAGUGGUCGGAAUGAGAAUCAUGAGAAUCCUUAUUGCAAUGUUUGUUCCAGAUUAACAUUUGACAAGUUUGAUAGACAC
This is a messenger RNA of Cuscuta epithymum, 1449 nucleotides long. The record is from the annotation of a GenBank genome assembly. NCBI's taxonomy places the organism in Eukaryota, Viridiplantae, Streptophyta, Magnoliopsida, Solanales, Convolvulaceae.